This is a messenger RNA of Numida meleagris (helmeted guineafowl), 2037 nucleotides long. RefSeq names its product putative killer cell immunoglobulin-like receptor-like protein KIR3DX1. The transcript is spliced from 2 exons. The record is from RefSeq and is a predicted model, not a curated record. Bases 132 to 590 code for a protein of 152 amino acids. NCBI's taxonomy places the organism in Eukaryota, Metazoa, Chordata, Aves, Galliformes, Numididae.
CCGGAACAUCAGAGCAGAGUGACCCCGUGGAACUGCUGGUGACAGGUGAGGGCACUGGGGACAGAAAAUAGUCCUGGGUUGUCUCCUCAGGGCCAUUUCACAUCACUAAUUGCUCUCUGCACACAGAUCACAUGUAUCCCCCACCUGGCAUUUCCCUGAGCCCUGAGGAACAUGUGCAGAUGGGGACCAAUGUCACCAUCCAGUGUUGGAACCAGGGUUAUCAUGGCACCUUCUUCCUGCACAAGGAUGGUCACUCAGCCCCUGUCCAGUGCCAGGACCCCAAAGGUGGGGGCACGGCCACCUUCACACUCUUUAGAGUGACCCCAGCAAAUGCUGGCACCUAUAGGUGCUCCUACCGCAUUGAGGGCUCCUACUAUGUGUCAUCUUCCCUUGGGGACAACGUGACACUGAAGGUGACACCCACAACUGCACAUCCAGGUGCUGAGAGGAUGUCCCGUGGGAACCUGGUGGUGGCAGUGGUGAGGGGCUGCGCUGCCGCCCUCGUCUUUGGCCUGGGCCUCUACUUCAUCCUCGAUGCCCGCAGCUUCUGGAUACGGAGAGAUGAGAGCCCUGCUGAGGAAGGCGCUUGAAUUAUUUUGAUACCCAACAGAGAACCUUUCGAUCCCCCCAAGUGUCUUCUGCUUCCUCUUUGAUAUCGUCUAUGUGCCCAGUCUCUCAAUCCCCCUUUCCAUCCUCUACACAUCCCCCUAGGUGUGCCCUUCCUCGUCUUCCAUCCCCUAGAGGUGGAUAAAUCCCCUUCACUUUUCCCUGCUGCUGCUUCCAUGCACUAUUGAUCCCCCUCGUGCUCUCUGGUGCCCUCCAUAAGCCCCAACCCACUCCCCUCCCCAUUUUCAUGUAGCUGCCCCCCUCAUGAAGGCUGAGUCCAUUAGGUUCCAGGACAGUGUCUGAGCCAGGGAAAACCUGAAUCCAGCCUACCUCUUGGGGACUCCACAAAACCCACUGGGAACCCCAAACCCUGACCACGUGGACCCCAACACACUCCCAGCCUCAUAUUCCUUACCCUACCUUUAUAUGCAUCCCCAAAUCCAGGCCAUGGGAAACCCAAAAUCUACACUGUGGGAACUGGAGAUCAAAUCUCCCAGUCCGCCUGGUGUCCUCCCUGCCCUUUACACCCUAUGGGCAACCCCAACAUUGAGCAUACCAGACCCACAUGAACCACAGCCAGAACAAAGCCCCUGGGAAUCCCCUAACCUCCUCAACAGCCCCCACAUCCCAUGGGCACCCCAUGCCAUUGCGGAACCCCCAAAUGCCAUGCAUUCUUACCCCCAGUAUCUCACCAAUGGAGCCCCCAGUUAUGAGUCUCCCCAGAUCCCCUAGGCCUAAACACCCCUCAGAUCACAUGGGCACACUCCAACCAUAAGGAAACACCCCAGAAACAUUCUUGGAACCCCAAAACUAUGCCACACUUCACUCCUGAGCCCACCCACCCUGUUACCCUGUCUUAGACCCCAGAAUCCCCAAUGCCCCGAAACCUUCACAAUAACACCAAAUUCUCAAAUACACAGUUAUAUCCCUGAAAUCCUUCUUUAUCCUCCUCAAAUCCCUUACCAACCACUGAGGCUCCAAGCCCUUCCCAAGUUUUACCAUAGUUCGGAAGGUAGUGAGCAGUCUUACUGAGCACCAGUUGUUUUGUAAAUAUAUCAGUGUUAUUACCAUUGCUGGUAUUUCUCCCUUCCUUUUCUGUCUCAGUAAACAGUUCUUAUCUCAGCCUAUGAAUUCCACAAUUUUUUUUUCUCAUUCUCUCCCUAAACCCACGGGGAGGGGUCAGUGUCUGAAGGGCUGUGUGGUGCUGAGCUGCUGCCGGCUGCCAGCACCGCAGUCCUUGUGGUGGGGGCCCAACACGGGGCGCAAAGGGUGGAGAUCCCGACAGAUGUGAGCAGAGCGUGUUCCAACACAACUGCUCUCAGCGGGACAGCAGCCUCAGAGCUGCUGCUCACAGCGCUCAGCUCUUCCUUCACUUGCUGCCAUCCCUUGCUCUCAGGGCUGCUUCCUUCCCUGCGCUGGCGCUGGUUCUCA